AUGAACAACAACAGCGUGGAGCAGCCAGAUCCCGACAACAUAAAAAUGUUCGUGGGUCAAGUGCCCCACGACAUGGACGAGAACGAUCUGAGGAAGUUGUUCGAGGAGUACGGUCGGGUGCACCAGAUAAAUAUCUUGCGGGACAAGAUCACCGGAAGUCAUAGAGUGAUAUCUGGCGAUCGCAUCGACAAUGUGAAGAUCGGCAAUGAAACGGGCACGCUCGUCCGCGUGACAUGGGGCGGGCGAAGAGGGCGUUUACGACGCUCAGGAGGAACGAUAAAACGUUCGGCGGCGACCGUGGCCGAUCGUACACCGAGAUUAAACCGGUGGAGUUCCAACUAUAUAGCCGCUUGG
Heterotrigona itama is the source of this 354-nucleotide messenger RNA. Lineage: Eukaryota; Metazoa; Arthropoda; Insecta; Hymenoptera; Apidae. The record is from the annotation of a GenBank genome assembly.